Molecule: messenger RNA, 603 nt
Organism: Gracilinanus agilis (Agile Gracile Mouse Opossum)
Lineage: Eukaryota; Metazoa; Chordata; Mammalia; Didelphimorphia; Didelphidae
Product: gamma-crystallin D-like
Biological process (GO): lens development in camera-type eye; visual perception
Molecular function (GO): structural constituent of eye lens
Source: RefSeq, a predicted model, not a curated record
AUGCAGCAACAGACCUGCACUAUAUAUACAAGCAGCGGCUGCUGUUCCACACUGAACUUCAUCUGCCGCCAACCAGACAUGGGAAAGAUCAUCUUCUUCGAGGACCGGGGUUUCCAGGGCCGCUGCUACGAAUGCAGCAGUGACCACGCUAACCUCCAAUCCUACUUCAACCGCUGCAACUCCAUCCGUGUGGAGAGUGGCUGCUGGAUGAUUUACGAGCGUCCCAAUUACUCUGGGUACCAGUAUUACCUGAGAAGAGGAGAGUAUCCAGACUACCAGCAAUGGAUGGGCUUCAACGACUCCAUCAGGUCCUGUCGGACAAUCCCUUACACCGGGUCCCACAGAAUGAGGCUGUAUGAGAGAGAAGACUACAAAGGUCAAAUGAUGGAGCUCUCCGAUGACUGCUCUUGUCUCCAUGAUCGUUUCCAUCUGAAUGAAAUAUACUCUCUUAAUGUCUUGGAUGGCUGCUGGAUCCUCUAUGAAAUGCCCAACUAUAGAGGAAGACAGUUCCUGUUGAGACCUGGCGAGUACAGGAGAUACAUGGACUGGGGAGCCAUGAAUGCCAAAGUUGGUUCUCUGAGAAGAGUCAUGGAUGUGUACUAA